Molecule: messenger RNA, 348 nt
Organism: Prunus armeniaca (apricot)
Lineage: Eukaryota; Viridiplantae; Streptophyta; Magnoliopsida; Rosales; Rosaceae
Source: the annotation of a GenBank genome assembly
AUGAAAGUUAUGGGGGAAGUCCACGAAGGAAUCUGUGGAGCACACCAAGGUGGAAGGAAAAUGUGUUGGCUGAUCAAAAGGUACAGUUAUUUCUGGCCUACCAUGAUGAAGGACUGCAAAAAAUAUUCCAAAGGAUGUGAGGCUUGCCAGAGACAUGGACCAAUCCAACAAACUCCCUCAGUCCCCAUGAAUCUAGUCGUCAAGCCGUGGCCAUUUAGGGGAUGGGCAAUGGACCUCAUUGGAACGAUCUAUCCAGCCGGUAGCGAGCAACACUGUUUCAUCAUUGUGGCUACAGAUUACUUCACUAAAUGGGUAGAGGCUAAGCCAGUCAAAUCCACCACAUUUUAA